This is a messenger RNA of Melopsittacus undulatus (budgerigar), 3070 nucleotides long. RefSeq names its product scaffold attachment factor B1-like. Lineage: Eukaryota; Metazoa; Chordata; Aves; Psittaciformes; Psittaculidae. Bases 95 to 2836 code for a protein of 913 amino acids. The record is from RefSeq and is a predicted model, not a curated record. Gene Ontology annotation, cellular component: nucleus. The transcript is spliced from 21 exons. Gene Ontology annotation, molecular function: sequence-specific DNA binding; RNA binding. Gene Ontology annotation, biological process: regulation of mRNA processing; regulation of transcription by RNA polymerase II.
UCGGCCUGUCCACCAUCUUGCGCCGCUAUCUAGAGGUGAGGUGUUCGGUUGUGCCGCGUUCGGCCUCUCGGUGGAAACAUCGAAGGGCGCCUUAAUGGCGGAGAGUCAGUCAGCGGCCGGGCUAGGGGACUUCACAUCCCUUGGUGCGGCCGCGGCUCUGGGCUCAGAACCCGAAACGCGGCGGCUGAGUGAGCUGCGGGUCAUCGACCUGCGCGCCGAGCUCAAGCGCCGUAACUUGGACAGCGGUGGCAACAAGAGCGUCCUCAUGGAGCGGCUGAGGAAGGCUAUCGAGGAGGAAGGGGGAGAUCCUGAUGAAAUUCCUGUGGCCUCCGAACUGACCAACAAGAGAAUGCCAAAAAGAGCUAGUAAAGGAAGAAAACCAGAAGAAGAAGGUGUUGAAGACAAUGGACUAGAAGAAAACUCUAGAGAUGGGCAGGAUGAUAUUGAAGCCAGUCUGGAUACCUUGCAAGACAUUGACAUGAUGGAUAUCAGUGUGUUAGAUGAAGCUGAAAUAGAUAACAGCAGUGCUGUGGACUGUGGAGAAGACUAUAGUCCAGAUAAUAUCCUUGAUUCUCUGUCUGAUAAUAAAGACAAUGUCGAAGCAGAAAUGAAAGAACUUCCAGAUCAGCUAACAGAAAAUGAGGAAGAUUAUGAUGAAAUUGAAAACAAUUUAGAUGCCCCUUCUUCUGAUUUAAUAGAAAUGAAGAAAAUGGAGAAGCUACACUUGGAGCCAGAAAAUGAGAAAAUACUCGACAUUUUGGGGGAAACUUGUAAAUCUGAGCUACUUAACGAAGAAACUUCCGAAGCGGAGCGGGCGCAUGCACAGGAAGCCAGUAACGUGGUGCCAGGCAAGAGGCUGGCAGAGGAAGAGGACGCUCUUGGUGGCGCUCAGGUGGAGGAAGAUGCUUUAGAUUUGGACAGCAAAGCGGCCCAAGCUAUGGCAAGGAAGGAAGCAAAGCGUUUAGUUGUAGCGAAAGGGGAGACAAGUGAACAGACAAUAGAGGAAGCGAAGCCGGACUCUGACUCUUUAGUAGUAGAGAGCGUGAGCAAUCAGAGUAGCAAACGCUCCCCAGGCCUGGAAGCCUCUAGUGGGGAACCAGCGGGCAAAGGCGCAGGUCCCGAAGCCAAAGAUAGCAAAGAAGAUGCCAAGAAAGCAGAAGACAAAGCUAAUUCAGAGGAACCCCCUGCUACUAAAGAGUCCUCAGCCAGUGAGGGCGGUGAUCAGAAAAAGAGCCCCGGUGAGGAGGACAGAGAUGCAAAGAUAAUACCAAAGGAUGAGAAAGGUCGCACUGCCAGUGGUUCUGGUAGAAACUUCUGGGUGAGUGGCCUGGCUUCCACUACCAGAGCUACAGAUCUGAAGAAUCUCUUUAGCAGAUACGGGAAGGUGGUAGGUGCCAAAGUGGUUACCAACGCUCGCAGCCCUGGUGCUCGCUGCUACGGCUUUGUCACCAUGUCAACAGCUGAGGAAGCCAGCAAGUGCAUCACUCACCUCCACAAAACAGAGUUACACGGGAAGAUAAUCUCUGUAGAAAAAGCCAAAAGUGAACCCUCUGGGAAGAAGCUAAGUGAUAAAAAAGAGAAUGAAACAAAGAAAGAAACAGCCACUGAGAGACCUGGCAGCGUUAAAAAGGAUGAGAAAUCUGACCAAAAAGAUGAUCCUAAAAAGACAGAAGAUGAAAAGGAAAAAAAAGAGAAAGAGGAACUGAAGCCAGGCUCAUCAGAUCAACCUAAAACUAUUAAGUCAGGAAGUAAAGGAACAGAGAGAACAGUAGUAAUGGAUAAAUCCAAAGGAGAACCUGUUAUUAGUGUGAAAACAUCAACUACAUCAAAAGACCGAAGCAUCAAGAGCCAGGAUCGCAAAUCGGAGAGCCGGGAGAGACAAGGGAUUGUGCCAUUUGACAAAAUCAAAGCCCAGAGGAAGAUGAGGGAGGCAGAGCAGCGCCGCACCCGGGAGCGCCGGGAGAGGCAGCAGCACCUGCAGACUAUACGGGAACGAGAGGAAAGAGAAAGGCUGGAGAUUGCUCGGGAGAGGCUGGAAAUUGAACGGCAGCGUCUCGAACGGGAACGGAUGGAAAGAGAAAGACUGGAAAGGGAACGAAUGCACAUAGAGCAUGAGAGGAGGAGGGAACAGGAUCGCAUCCAGAGGGAAAGAGAAGAGCUGCGGCGCCAGCACGAGCAGCUGCGCUACGAGCAGGAGCGUCGCUCUGCCAUGAGGAGACCGUAUGACAUCGACGGCAGGAGAGAUGAUCCAUACUGGCCAGAGGCAAAACGAAUGGCAAUGAAUGACAGGUACCACUCAGACUUCAGCCGCCAGGAUCGCUUCCAUGACUUCGACCACAGGGAUCGUGGCCGGUACCAAGACCAUUCAAUAGACAGGAGAGACGGAUCCAGGACAAUGAUGGGAGAUCGGGAUGGACAACACUAUCCAGAUGAGCGCCAUGGAGGACCAGACCGCCACUCACGAGAUUCCCGGGAAAGCUGGGGUAGUUAUGGAUCCGACAGAAGGAUGAGUGAAAGCAGAGGGAUGCCCCCCCAGUCACGGGAUGGACGGGACUGGGGAGAUCAUGGCCGCAAGUUUGAAGGACAUCAAGAUCGUUCGUGGCAGAGCAGUGUGGAUGGAGGGAUGAUGGGGCGAGAUCAUGAGCGAUGGCAAGGUGGAGGUAGAGGCAGACCUGGCCAUGUGAUCCAUCGCGGAGGCAUGUCAGGGCGUGGAGGUUUCAUGCAAGGUGGCAACCAAAGUCAGAUGAUGCACGGAGGAGGAAUGCAAGGGGAAGGCUUUGCUGGCCAGGAGAGAGCAAACAGACCCAACGACCCUCGUUUCAACCGUCGCUACUGAAUGUCUUUAGUUUUUAACUCAAGGUGGCAACUGAAAUGAGGCUGUUCCCCAAGGUUACCAUUCAUUGUAACUGGUGGGCUACUCUAAGUGUCAUUUUUUUUAAGCUGCUACCAUCUUAUUUCACACAACCCAAUGUGAACUCGUUUGUUUUGUAAUGUGUUGUUCAUAUCCCAUUUAAAAUGUUUGUUAAUGAAGCAUUCCAUUUUCCAUAAAUAAAAGCCAGUUUACAGGUAA